AUGCGUGGUCUUCGUCUAGACUCUGAACAUAAACCUAGGGGGUACGGUGCAGGCAGUGCAGGAUGGCAGUCACGUUCUGCAAACGACAUUUUGUUAUGUAGCGAAAGUAGAGGAGAAGUAGAAGAUGAUCUGGAAAGGUGGAGACAUGCAAUGGGGAGGCGUGGCAUGAAAGUCAGCAGAAGGAAGCCAGAGUAUCUUUGUAUAAAUGAGAAGGAAGGAGAUGACAGAGUUAGGAUGCAAGGGGAAGAGAUCAAGAAAGUGAACGAAUUUAAGUGUUUGGGUUCAACACCAGACUGUGAAGGUUCUAAGAAUGCUGAAGUUAAAAGGAGAAAAGGAGGCAGGGUGGAAUGGGUGGAGAAAUAUGACGGGAGUUUUGUGUGA
Molecule: messenger RNA, 381 nt
Organism: Penaeus chinensis
Lineage: Eukaryota; Metazoa; Arthropoda; Malacostraca; Decapoda; Penaeidae
Exons: 2
Coding region: 1-381 (126 amino acids)
Source: RefSeq, a predicted model, not a curated record